CUUCUUACAAAUUUUGAUUAUGAAAAUGAAAUGCGUUAUUAAGUAAAAAAAAGAAAAGGAAAAGAAAAAAAGGUUGAGAGAGAGAGAGAGAGAGGGGGUGCAAUGGCCGGAAAACCAGGUGCUGCGGCUCCGACAUAUUCACCAUCGACCGGUCACCGGAAGAAGAGGCCCACGAUCCAAACCGACUCUGAAUGGGUCCGACCUGACGGCCGCAGCCUUCACCAGUGCCGCCCUGCAUUUUUGAAGACCGGGGCAGUGAAUUCUUCCUCAGGGUCUGCGUAUGCAGAGUUCGGAAGCACCAAGGUCAUUGUAUCUGUAUUUGGCCCCAGGGAAAGUAAGAAAGCUAUGAUGUAUAGUAAUGCUGGACGGUUGAAUUGUAAUGUCAGUUAUACAACUUUUGCUUCUCCUGUCCGUGGUCAGACUCCAGAAACCAAGGAUAUUUCGGCAAUGCUCCACAAAGCUCUGGAGGGCGCCAUUAUACUAAAAUCUUUCCCUAAGACUACUGUUGAUGUCUUCGCUUUGGUAUUGGAAUCUGGAGGAAGUGAUCUUCCGGUAAUCACGUCGUGUGCCAGUCUUGCUCUUGCGGAUGCAGGCAUCAUGUUGUAUGACAUGGUUGCCUCUGUUUCUGUGUCAUGUAUUGGGAAGAAUCUUCUCAUUGACCCUGUAUCAGAAGAAGAAAGCCAUCAAGACGGGGCUCUUAUGAUCACUUGCAUGCCAUCGCAUAAUGAGGUCACACAGAUGACUGUCACUGGGGAGUGGUCGACAGCUAAGAUCAAUGAGGCAAUGCAGUUAUGCCUCGAUGCUUGUUCGAAGCUGGGGAAGGUCAUGAGAUCAUGUCUUAAAGAAGCUGCUUCUGCUCCACAGGAUUAGGAACUCUUCCUCAUCGUAUAUAAAUAUUUCACUUCCAUCAUCAAUUUUGCUGCAUUUCUGGGCCAUAUAUACUAAUUUAUGUGAAGCCCUUAGUUUUUAUACUAAACUGUUUGGUGAUGUACAUGUCUUGAUCAAUGAUUCAGUAGAAGAGAGAGAGAGAGAGAGAAGAGCAUUUAAUGGAUGACGGUGGGAGCAUAUUCCGUGCUGAUCGUUAGGGAGCAAGUGUUUUAAAUGGAGGUCACUUGUAACUCUGUAGGUGGGACGACCUUCCACCUAUCAUCAAACUUUCGCCAUCAUAUUACCAUACAAUACUAUAAUUUCGUAUUAUUGUGUGAUUUUAUAAUGUGGUGAGUGUCUAUUGGAGUUUCAUUUUGCUUUUGUUGAGGAGUAUAUGAUCAACCUGAUCUUAGUUUUAA
Salvia splendens (bonfire salvia) is the source of this 1286-nucleotide messenger RNA. RefSeq names its product exosome complex component RRP41-like. The record is from RefSeq and is a predicted model, not a curated record. Gene Ontology annotation, molecular function: RNA binding. NCBI's taxonomy places the organism in Eukaryota, Viridiplantae, Streptophyta, Magnoliopsida, Lamiales, Lamiaceae. Gene Ontology annotation, cellular component: nuclear exosome (RNase complex); cytoplasmic exosome (RNase complex); nucleolus. Bases 103 to 870 code for a protein of 255 amino acids. The transcript is spliced from 8 exons. Gene Ontology annotation, biological process: nuclear mRNA surveillance; U4 snRNA 3'-end processing; poly(A)-dependent snoRNA 3'-end processing.